AUGUGCGUCGAGCUACACACGCAGAGAGAGGUCGUACGUCUCUCAAGUAUUGCUCGAAACCGCAAGUUGCUAGCCCGGGAGGUGCAUAUCCGAGGGGAUGCCCAUUCUGGCUCGCUGACGCAUCUCGGGACCUUUGCUGCGAUGCUUUCCGGCUAUUUGCCUCGACUCGAAGAUCUUCGCAUGUCCAACGACGCACCAAAGCUUCUCUCAUGUUUAUCCACGUUCACAACGAUCCGCGGUCUGCACCUUGUCGAUGUCGCACUUCCAUCGACCACAAUGUUUACCAAUGUGGUAUCUGCCCUAACGCACCUGCGAUACGUCACUUGCUACGGCGUCUCAGUGGACAGACAGGAUAAUCACGCCGCAUUGCCCAAUCCUACGCCUCCGUCAGAAGGGCGUGCUGGAGAAAAACCGUAUCCACGUCGGGAACUUCGUUUGGAUUGCCGAACCGACAUGGAGGCCGCUCUGUCGUCUUUAGCAGCUGCAGGAUUUACCCCUGAAGUUCAUAAGAUCACCGUCGAUCUGAAAGGAUCGCCGGCACGACUCGAGGCUUUGACCACGCAGCUCCACAGGCUUCAUCAACUCGGUCACUUGUGCCUAACGAACAACUCAUGGAAGGUGGAGGAUGAACGGAAGUUGUUUCAGGGUCUAUUCACAUCGGCAGUCGUCCGACUAGACCUCAUCCAUGUUACACUCCCAUCGCCCACGUUUCUCGCUGGCGUACUGUGCGCUCUAGUCCAAUUGCACACCGUUACCUGCCGCGACGUUCGUUUCGCGUCGACAACUUCACAGCAGAACAGCCACGGAUCCCGCUCAUCAUCUCCGAGUCGCCAGGGCAAGCUGGAGAAUUUGUUUAGGGUGCUGGAUCUGCACGUCGCCUCUGGUACUGGCCCAGGAGGCUUCGCACCAGCCAAUCUUCCGCUGCCAGAUUGUUGUAACGUCCGCUUGGUUGGAUCGUUGCCAGUCCAUCGCCUUGAGACACUCGCCGAGAUGCUCUCCAAAUACGGAGGUAGACAUGGCAGCUCGCGCAUAUCCGAUGCUGUAUGGGGAGCUGGACGAGUCACGCCGAUUGGAGGAGAGUUGAACCCAAUGACAGUGGACAGCCUGAGAUGGGUGUCAUUGAUGCCUGCAAUGGGAGCAAUCCGCAAUCUCCACCUCCACAACGUCGAGCUACCAUCGAGCGGGAUGUUCGUCCGGAUCAUCCGAAAUCUACCUCAACUUAAACAAUGUUACCAUGUGCCGCCUGUAGCACCAGAAGGUGUGAUGGACCGGGUAUCACCAGUCGGCCGCCACCCUACUCAGGCAUGGUUCCUCGAUCUGGAUUGUCUUGACAUGUACGACAUCUUAGCGUGUGUCACGACGACGCCAAGUUGGAGUUUUAAGCAGCAACUCGUCUCCUUUGGACUCGGUAUCCACGCUGCUCCCGUCUCCGGUUUUGGUGGCUUCCGAUAUCGGGACUACGCGAUGUUUGUCGCGAACCUAGAGUCGAUAACUCAUCUGGGGUUCGUGAUCUACGAGGACUUGCCCCUUGACCAGCUAG
This is a messenger RNA of Fomitopsis serialis, 1540 nucleotides long. RefSeq lists its product as uncharacterized. The record is from RefSeq and is a predicted model, not a curated record. Lineage: Eukaryota; Fungi; Basidiomycota; Agaricomycetes; Polyporales; Fomitopsidaceae. The transcript has 3 exons. The annotation marks the transcript as partial.